Messenger RNA from Rotaria sp. Silwood1, 1270 nucleotides. The record is from the annotation of a GenBank genome assembly. NCBI's taxonomy places the organism in Eukaryota, Metazoa, Rotifera, Eurotatoria, Philodinida, Philodinidae.
GUGGGUGUAGGUGUGUGGGUGCGGGUGGGUGUGGGUGUGGGUGUGGGGUGUGGGUGGGUGUGGGUGUGGGUGUGGGUGUAGGUGUGUGGGUGUGGGUGUGGGUGUGGGUGAAGGCUUUUAUCCAUUUCCAGUACGGCGACAUCCACACACCCACACCCACACCCACACCCACACCCACGCACACCCACACCCUAGUUUUUUAUCAGCUGAUUCAUUAAUGCAAUUAGACUAGUCAAGAAUAUGUUGAUUUGGUAAUAAAUCAUUUCAGUUAUUUCUUUGUUUAGUCUGUAAUAAAGAUAAAAUUCUUCUCGAUUAUUAAAAAAAACGUGGUAAUUAUAUACCUAUACGAGAAUAUCUUCAACAACAUUUAACAGAUAAGGUUUAAAUGAUUAUACACAUAAUUGUCGUAUUAAAAUUUGUCGACAUUAAAUUGCAUGAGAUUCGAAUACUUGGAUAUCAAUCAUAUACUGUAAAUGAUGAAUUAUCCACUUCAUAUUUUUUUGUGGAUUAAAAAAAUUAAAUUUGUUAAAACCAGUAUCAUUUGAAAAGAAUAAUAUUGAUCAUUUAAAUAUAUAAAUUAUACUAAGACAUACAUCGAAUCUUCUCAAUUAUAUCGACUUAAUAAAGAUUUAUACAAGUAUCUUAUGAUAAAGAAAAAAAAACAAAUAAAAUAAUUGAGAUUACCUAAUAUAUUCUAUAGUUGUAAUAGUUGAAUUUCCAUACUAAUUAUAACAUAUACGAGAUGGCGAUGGAGUUCCAUAGACAAUUUGUAAUUUUUUUUUUAAUUCUUUUCCUUUCGAAAACUUCAAUCUUGAAAGUGAAAUGAGUGUAAUUUCUGAACAAUUGACAUUAAUUAACAUGAAAAUAAAAUUCAAUGAUCAUAACUCUAAUGCAAUAUAUUUUACCUAUCUGAGAUUUUUGAAUUUUUAGAUACUUAUAAUAAUAAAUGACUAAAAGAUUUCGUUGUGGUCGUUUGACACUAACCAAAGAUGGUACAAUACGAAAACUUGAACUUGAAAAUGGUGAUGUUCUAUCAACGAUUGAUGAUAUAGAAUCUAUCCGAUCAACUAUAAAUUUACAUGAUGAAUAUUCAUUAUGCUAUGCGAAACGAAAAAUUUCAUCAAUAAGAAAUCAAAUUAAUAAGACAUUUGAUGAACAAGAUAUUAAUAAUUCUAAAUUUGAAUUAGAUCGACAAAUUUAUAUAUUAUAUAAGAAGACAUUAAAAACAAUAGAACUUUUAUUAAUAUCUCUUAAUCAUUAUCAAAUGUAA